ACUGAACACUUUACUUGGGAUAUUCUAGUGGAUCAACGGUUUCGCCAGCCGCUACACGUACAACACCUCUCGAUGCAGCAGGCCCCAGGGUACAGGCCGAUAAGUGGCGUGACCCACGUAAUUGGAGGAGCCCCGGGGAUAACCACCACAAUUGUAGUGGGGAACACACAACUAGGCAUAGGGCCAGGUUCUACAACGGUCACCGACACUCGGGACAAGAGAUGGCGCCAGCAGACGACAGUGCCAUCGGAGACCCGCGCAGGCUGUUGCGGCCUUUUGACGGCCUGUGUCCUCAUUAAUCUAUGUAACAGCGUAGUGACCUUCAUGAUCAGCGGGGAGAGUCAACUGUUUACCUGGGUCUUCGAGCAGAUAGGAAUAGCGGAUCAGGUGAAGAAGGACUUGACGGACUGGGGCGAGCACCAAGACCAGAUUCAGCUGGCUUUCACGUGUACUCGGAUUCUGUCUGUGUUAUUGGCGUCAAUCGUGCUGGUGAGGUUUGAGUACAGGAUUGUUGCUUUGGUUUCUUCUACUGUGCUUGGCCUUACCGUUCUCAUCACGUCUUUCGUGAAUACUUCACUCAUCGGUCUCAUUGUCGUCCUUAUAGGGGGCGUAGCAGGAAUGGCUUCCGGCUUUCUUUACAUUUGCGCCAUUUUACCGGUGCUGGAACAUUUUGACGACGGAAUCUUCCGAGCGCUUCACGCUGUUCACCAGGCUGAGACGUUUGGCUAUGUCGCGUGUGCCUUGAUGCGGAUGGCGACAGGGAAUUCCUGGAGAUCACUUUUCCGCUGGCAGCUUUUGGUGAUGGCGUUUGCGUUUGGAUCAGCUUUUGCUCUUACACCUGCCGAGUUUCACGAUAGUUCCGUCAUCGUGCGAGGCACAAACGAACCGGCAAAGACCAAGCGAAAACUCACAUGGAGCAUAUUGAAACACCCUGCCAUUUACCUGUUGAUGGUUUGCUUCUUAUUCCAGCGUCUGGGAUUUGGUUACCUGGAAGAAGAAGCGGGAACUCUGCUGACCGGCAGCCUCAACUUAAUUCUCUUUUUUCUGGCCCAGUGGUUGGGCCCUAUCCUGAUGUUCUCCAAGCGCUGUGUGGCCGGUUACUUCCCUCAUAUCAUCCUGAUGGCCUUCACCCUGGUUGCCGGUGUUUACACGUUAGCAAUUCCUAAAGUUGACCACUCGGACGGGCUCAUAGUUGUGUUCAUCAUCAUCGUUGGCGUGGCUGCAGCCACUACAGAGUCGCUACGGGAUGUGAUCCUAACUGCCCAGUUCCUAAAGGAGCAAUACUGCCUGGCGUUCGGGGUGCUGUACACGUGCACAGGGAUUGGGGAGAUCAUAGUGGCAGCCACAGCAAAGAAAGAGGAAGCGAAGUAUUCCGAUGACAUCCAUCUGGACUUCUUCACGCUUAACCUGGCCGGUGCCUUCAUCAUCGUGUCGGCUUUCUUUGUUCUGGCAGCCGCAGUCGUCUACAGUAAGCUUGGGUUUCCGCUUGGGGAUUGCCCCGCCUCCUGUUGUAAUUUCGGAAAGUUUAGCCGCCUCAGGGACGAGGACGAGGGCUCCGAUGGCGAAGGAAUUAUCCAGGAGGAAGUCCUUCCCUUUAAUGAUCCGGAGGACAUUUCCUAUGGAACUUCUCCACAGGCGUCGGGCAUACAGGGUGAUGCAUCGCCGGAACAGGAAAUGAUGCAACCGGUAUGAAAUGCAGCACACUUGUGAUUUUGACCGUGUAAAAAUAUAGAAAAAAAUAUGCCUCCGAGCUCUUUGCAUUAUCUGGCGUCUUCCCUCGUGAAAUAAUAGUGUUGAUAUUAUAGAAGAGCGACACCCGAUUCUACAUCCUCAAUACUCCAGGGGUUAUACUCACUUUCGCUUUCUGCACCCCUGGAAUAUGUCAUGACAAAAUCGAAGGUUCAGUGUGCACUACCUUGUGCUUGAGACGAGAGGAGAGGUUUGAGCCUUUGACGAACAUCAAAAGAAUCUCACUGUUGCGUAACGGUAAAGUUGACUGGCCUUGAAGUCGGGUGUUGCUCGUCUUUAAUCUUUAAAUUACAGGUUUCAGCUUAGGGAUUGGUCGGGUGGGUUUUUUAACGAACACCAAUCAAAUAGCUAGCCGCGUGCUUUUUAUUUGGCAUGACUUGUUUCAGGGAUACAGAGAGAGAACGUGAGCGUAACCACUAAACAUGGAGGAUGCCGAUUCCAAAGCCAGUCAAUUUUACCGUUACGCUUCCAUGCACAGAAACAUUGAUUGAAUAAACAAGCCAGGAGCUUGUUGCAACAGUUAUCUAACGUAGAAAAGGUUUUGUGGUCCGCUCCUUUACUAGUAAUAGUUGUUUAUCUCAUGCAAACAAAUAAUGGAGUCUCUACUGCCAAGUUCUCACAGACAAGUUGGUCUUUCGUCAGACUAUUACAGGAACGGGUGUAAGAUGGACGCUAAUCAGUUGUUACAUGGAAAGGGUAUAGACUGCCCCCUUAUCUUCGAUUUUAUAGUGAGGAGAGAUGAAAUAGGCGCUUAAUCAAGAUAUACAUAAUGUAUAACAAGGAGAAGUGUAGGGAUUGAAGCUUAUCCAAGAUUUUUCAGGGAGGGGGAGGGGGGAGGGGAAGAACAUUUAUCUAAGAUGUUUCAGGGAGAGGGAGAGGAAUAACGCUUAUCCAAGAUGUUUCAUGGAGGAGGGUUAAGAAUGACGCUGAUCUACGAUCAUGAAAUGGAAAAUAAAACGGUAAUACUAGUUAUCUACGAAUAUACUGGGAGUCUUUAUACAUUGAUCAUGUAUUGAAGAUCAAUGUUUGGUACUUGUACAACAGAUUGGGUGUAUGGUAGAUCUUUGUGUGGUGCUUCUGUUACAGAUUGCGUGCGUGGUCUAGAUCUUCGUGUGGUACUUCUGUAAAGACAUUGAGUGUGUAUUGAAGGACAUUGCGUGGUUCUUAAGUAAAGAUUUUGAGGGUGUAUGAUGGAUUUUCAUGUGGUGUGGUACUUCUGUACAAACAUUGAGGAUGUGUGGAAGAUAUUUGUGCGUUACUUCUGUACAGACAUUGAGAGUGUAUGGUAGAUCUUCGUGUGGUCUGGUAUUUCUGUCAGACAUUGAGGUUGUAUCGUAGAUCUUCGUGUGGUGUGGUAUUUCUGUCAGACAUUGAUGGUGUAUCGUAGAUCUUCGUGUGGUGUGGUACUUCUGUACAGACAUUGAGGGUGUAUGGUAGAUUUUCAUGUGAUGUGUUACGUCUGUACAGACAUUGAGGGUGUAUCGUAGAUCUUCGUGUGGUGUGGUACUUCUGUACAGACAUUGAGGGUGUAUGGUAGAUUUUCAUGUGAUGUGGUACUUCUGUACAGACAUUGAGGGUGUAUCGUGGAUCUGCGUGUGGUGUGGUACUUCUGUCAUUGAGGGUGUAGGGUAGAUAUUUGUGCGUUACUUCAGUAAUGAUAUUGAGAGUGUAUGGUAGGACAUUGCAUGGUACGUAGAUUUAUAUGUAUGCACUAAACAUGAUAGAUCAUACAUUGCAUGGGAGUUCGAUAUAUAUAUAUGCAUGUUUAUUAAUUCUAGAUAUCAGAUAAAAUAUUCCUUUGUC
Messenger RNA from Mizuhopecten yessoensis (Yesso scallop), 3552 nucleotides. RefSeq lists its product as uncharacterized. Bases 73 to 1692 code for a protein of 539 amino acids. The record is from RefSeq and is a predicted model, not a curated record. The transcript is spliced from 7 exons. NCBI's taxonomy places the organism in Eukaryota, Metazoa, Mollusca, Bivalvia, Pectinida, Pectinidae.